Messenger RNA from Phyllostomus discolor (pale spear-nosed bat), 2682 nucleotides. RefSeq names its product protein phosphatase 2 regulatory subunit Bbeta (gene PPP2R2B). Gene Ontology annotation, biological process: peptidyl-serine dephosphorylation. The coding region runs from base 939 to 2237 and encodes 432 amino acids. The transcript is spliced from 10 exons. Gene Ontology annotation, cellular component: cytosol; protein phosphatase type 2A complex. The record is from RefSeq and is a predicted model, not a curated record. Gene Ontology annotation, molecular function: protein phosphatase regulator activity; protein binding. NCBI's taxonomy places the organism in Eukaryota, Metazoa, Chordata, Mammalia, Chiroptera, Phyllostomidae.
AGCGGCUGGCUGCCCAGGUGCCGGUUCGCGGCUGCGUGCGCUCCACUGCAGCAGAGAGCAGCCGCUGCUGGGGAAGAGUCCCGGGGCUGUGACGCGGUUGGGAGGAGCCUCGCCUCUAAUGCACCAGCCGCCUCCAGCCUCCUGCAGCAGCAGCAGCAGCAGCAGCAGCAGGAGCAGCGGCAGCUGCCGCGAGUGCGCGCGUGUGGGUGUGAGGGUGAGUGCGCUGGUGCCGGCCGCAGCGCCCUGCCCAGCUCCCCGCCGGCUUCCUUUCCCUCACGGGCCAAAGCCGCCCUCCCGUGGGACCAGCACCCUCUCCUAGGCCGGGCCAGCCUGAAUCCUGCCCCUGCCAUCUCGCCACUGCAGCUCGGGUCCAGAAAGGCACCAUUUUGUCGCGGCUGCGUGCUCUCCCAAGGGGAGGAGGGAUCUUUUUUACAUUUCGGAGCGGCUGCCAACGAGGGGAACCUGUUGGGCAUCUCCUCUGCUCGGCGUGUGAGCGCCUCUCGGGCGGCGGGCGGGACCAGACCCCUCGGGGCAAGGCGCAUCUCGGCACCGGAGGCAGGCGCAGCAUCCUCGCUGGGAAUUGGAGCUGGAGUGAGCGCACCGCAGGAGGAGCCGCCGCAGCCUCGGAGAUCCCGAGUGGAGGAGGUGACAGCUCCAUUGCCGGGUUUUUAUUUUUUUUCUCUCUCCGCCUCCCCGUCUCCUCCUCAGGCUCGGACCAUGGUGCAGUCCCACUGGCUCCCCUGCCCCCCUCUCCUGUGAGACUGGCUGCGGGGAGGGAUCAUGGAUACUUGUCUGCCGGCUUCUGGUUCCCACGCAAGUAAGCCUGCUGUCAAUGGAGGAGGACAUUGAUACCCGCAAAAUCAACAACAGUUUCCUGCGCGACCACAGCUAUGCGACCGAAGGAGCCACGGGAGAGCCCAGCACAGAAAUUAUGAAGCAUGAAUUAUCCAGAUGAAAGCACCUAUGGAAACAAAGCUGACAUUAUCUCUACGGUAGAAUUCAACCACACGGGAGAAUUACUAGCGACAGGGGACAAGGGGGGUCGGGUUGUAAUAUUUCAACGAGAGCAGGAGAGCAAAAAUCAGGUUCAUCGUAGGGGUGAAUACAAUGUUUACAGCACAUUCCAGAGCCAUGAACCCGAGUUCGAUUACCUGAAGAGUUUAGAAAUAGAAGAAAAAAUCAAUAAAAUCAGAUGGCUCCCUCAGCAGAAUGCAGCCUACUUCCUCCUGUCUACUAAUGACAAAACUGUGAAGCUGUGGAAAGUCAGUGAGCGUGACAAGAGGCCAGAAGGCUACAACCUGAAAGAUGAGGAGGGCCGGCUUCGGGAUCCUGCCACCAUCACAACCUUGCGGGUGCCUGUCCUCAGACCCAUGGACCUGAUGGUGGAGGCCACGCCGCGGAGGGUAUUUGCCAACGCACACACGUAUCACAUCAACUCCAUAUCAGUCAACAGCGACUAUGAAACCUACAUGUCUGCUGAUGACCUGAGGAUCAACCUGUGGAACUUUGAAAUAACCAAUCAAAGUUUUAAUAUCGUCGACAUCAAGCCAGCCAACAUGGAGGAGCUCACAGAGGUGAUCACGGCGGCCGAGUUCCACCCGCAUCACUGCAACACCUUCGUGUACAGCAGCAGCAAAGGGACCAUCCGGCUGUGCGACAUGAGGGCAUCUGCCCUGUGUGACAGGCACACCAAGUUUUUUGAAGAGCCGGAAGAUCCAAGCAACAGGUCGUUUUUCUCUGAAAUUAUCUCUUCCAUUUCGGAUGUGAAGUUCAGCCACAGUGGGAGGUAUAUCAUGACCAGGGACUAUCUGACCGUGAAAGUCUGGGAUCUCAACAUGGAAAGCCGCCCCAUCGAGACUUACCAGGUUCAUGACUACCUCCGCAGCAAACUGUGCUCCCUCUAUGAAAACGACUGCAUUUUUGAUAAGUUCGAGUGUGUUUGGAAUGGCUCUGACAGCGUCAUCAUGACCGGCUCCUACAACAACUUCUUCAGGAUGUUCGACCGAAACACCAAGCGCGAUGUCACCCUGGAGGCCUCGAGGGAAAACAGCAAGCCUCGAGCAAUCCUGAAGCCACGGAAAGUGUGCGUGGGGGGCAAGCGGAGGAAAGAUGAGAUCAGUGUCGACAGCCUGGACUUUAGCAAAAAGAUCUUGCAUACAGCUUGGCAUCCUUCAGAAAAUAUUAUAGCAGUGGCGGCCACAAAUAACCUAUAUAUAUUCCAGGACAAGGUUAACUAGGAGGACAAGUUAUUAUUCCUUAAUAAUCUCACAUACUGAUACUAGUCCAACAUGUUUUUAAAUGUUUCUUUGGGUCUUCAUUUGAUGCAUUGACUUUAAUUUCCCUACACAGAAAGCAAGUGGGAUAGAAUUAAAAGGAGUCCAACUUUCCCAGAUCCCCAGUUCCAAGAAACUUUGGUCCAAGCCAAUAGGUCCCGGGACACUUCUGUUUAGAAUUGAGAGCUGCCGGCUAACAGUAAUUCUUCCAUAGUUGACCUGAAUUUCUCAUGCUUUUAUUGCCCCGUUUUCUCUGGUGGGUCCAGUGUUUUGUUUCUAGGUGUCUGCUGAGAUGAAAUGAGGUUGUCUGUAGUAUUUAAAGCAAAAAGAGAUUUUUUUUUAAUUAAGCAAUUCCCUUUGAUUGAAAAAUUCAACAAAAAAAAUAAACACCGUUUACUCUACUCUUAAA